AUGGUUAAGUGCGACCCACGCCGCGUCAAAUACAUGACCUGCUGCAUGAUGUACCGUGGCUAUGCCGUUCCGCAGGAUGUGAACGCGGCACUGGCUACCAUGAAGAUCGCGAGUACCAUCCAAUUUGUGGACUGGUGCCCAGCCGGCUUCAAGUAUGGCAUCAACGACCAGCCGUCCACCGUGGUGCCCGGUGCAGAUUUGGCCAAGGUCAUGUGUGCCUGCUGCAUGAUCUCGAACAGCACGGCCAUCGCCGAAGUCUUUUCGCGCAUCGAUCACACGUUUUGUCUUCGUCCACCUCUAUGUCGGAGAAGGCAUGGAAGAGGGCGAAUUCUCUCAGGAUGGACGCUGCAAGAACUGGGCAAAUGGAUUCACUCGGCGAAGGCGCUCUUCGGACAAUUCCUUACCAGCGCCAUGCGUGAUACAUGA
Symbiodinium sp. CCMP2592 is the source of this 426-nucleotide messenger RNA. Lineage: Eukaryota; Dinophyceae; Suessiales; Symbiodiniaceae. The record is from the annotation of a GenBank genome assembly.